AUGGCCACUCCUCCAGCCGCCGGCCCUCCCUCCGACUCGUCGCGCGGUCUGCGGUCUCGCAAGCUCUCACUGACCAUGCGACAACUGCCCAUCGGCGUAUCGAGCUCGUCGCAGCUCUCCCCCUCGACUUCCACCUCGUCCCCGACCAUCCCGCAGCCAGACGUCGGCCUCGGCCUCAUGCUCGACGACGCGAACGGGACCGCCAGCGCACGAACGAGCAUCGACACGAGCGCGUCGGCUAUCCGCUCGAGGGCUAACAGCUUUGCCGCCGCGAACGAAGCCCAGGCGACCGAGUCGGAAGACUUCUUCUUGAGUGCUGCGGCGAGCGGGGCGGGCGCGUCCGGCAGCGGCGCAGGCGGCGGCGAGUCGGCUACACUGCGGCGGACUCCAUCUGGGCGACGGAUCCCCAUGGCGACUGUCACCUCGCCAACCGGCACGACCUCGUCCCCCUUGACCAUCUACACCGGCUCGCCCGCCUUGACUGCCUCUCCCGUCUCUUCCCCCGUUCCUUCGCCCGCCCAUCAGUCGUACACUAUCGGCAACCCCGUCGCCUCGACUUCGCAGCCCACCUCGAUACCCAUGUCGCGUCCGCCGUCCUACAACACCGCCAUGGGCAGCUCGCACUCUCACUCUCACGAGAUGCAGCGCACGCGAUCGAGCGGCUCGGACAUCCAUUCGCGCCAACAGUCUCUCACGUCCGCUUGCGCGCCCGUCACGUCCUCGGUCCUCAACACGCCCAAGAGCGACGUCGGCGCGUUCUCGCCGCAGGUUGGGACGGGUCCGCGGAGCGCAACGUGGAGACCUUAUGACUGGGGCAGCGCGGCUUCGGAGAAGGGAUACAGCAGCGACGAGGAUGUGCGGGAAGGAGGGAAGCGGAGGACGCUCGAGGAUGAGGGCUUCGUCGCCAAGACGCUCGGACUGCCCGGUGCAGUCUUGUCUGUCUUUUUGCGGCCCUUGAGCGGCGCAGCACCCCCUCGACAUCCGCAUUCGCCGCCUAUGAAUGGCUCGACGGCGAAAGCCCCGACUGCGGCGCAGCAACGCUCGCCUCUCCUCAUCCGACUCGUCCUCUUCGCCUACCUCGUCUUCUCAGUCAUCUACCUCUCGCUCUCCCUCACUCAAUCGCUCGUCUCGCCCUCGUCCGCAUCGGAUCCCUCCUCAUCCAGCUUCGCCUCGCUGAGCGCGAAAUUGGGCGCCAGAGCGGGUGCAGGCCAGGAAGGAUGGCAACUCGUUCGCGAGUACGCGGAUGGGCUGGGAGCAAAGGCGGGAUUGGAUCUGGGCUGGUCGAGGGUCAAGUCGGGCAACGAGGGGGGCGUGAUCGUACCCGCCGAGGAAAGCGCAGAACCGGUCGAGGACUGGGGCGUCGUGCGCAGGAUCGGGCAUCCAGACACCGCCGACUCGGCGCUUCGAAUGCAAGAUCCGGCCGAGAACCCGCUCUCGCCGUUCAGCCACACCUACCGCUUCUCCAAGAUGCACGAGAAGGUCCACUGGGACCUGCACGACGAGAUCGUCCCCUUCGCCUUCCACGCCGCCUCGAAGCCUGAUCCGUCGGGUGUCACGGCGUGCAUGUACACGAACGAGGCCUGGCUCCAGACGCUGCCCGCCUUCCUUCGCUCGUGGCAAGGUCCGGUAUCGCUCAUCUUUGAGGCGACACACUCGCGCCUCGACUCGGACGCGCGCAGCCGUCUCCUCUCGGUCAUCGCCAAGCUGCGUGACGAGGACCCUCUCACCAAGGAGCUCGUCGACUUCCACAUCGUUGGCGCGCCUCAGACCCUCUCGGAGCGCUCGCUCGCCAAGACCCGCGAGCGGAUGAUCAAGAACCCCACCGCGCGCAACUACCAGCUCAACCUCGCUCGCUUCUUCGCUCAGACCGACAUCGUCUUCCUCGUCGGCGACGCGCGCAUCACCCCGAGCGGUGGUUUGCGAGCACAGUUAACGACGCCUAGGGCGCGCGAAAUCCUCCUCGAGCGCGGAGACGCCAUCGUCGUCCCAACUUUCGGCUUCAUCCGCGACCCGACAGGCCAGGCCAACCAGCUUCCUGACUUUGCGCAGCUGCGCGCUCAGCUCGGGAUCGGCAGCGAAGGCGAGGCCGCAGUCGACGACUUUACCGGCGUUACCGCAGACGAGCUCGACCCGCUCGCGAACGAGUACAUCCACACGUUGUUCGAGACGCUCCCGCUUGCGCCCGAGGACUGGCCGACCCGCAAGCAGUCGCUCGUCCAGCUCGUCAACACGCGCGUUCCGUCGGUCGCGUCGCCCACGACCGCCCGCCUCGCGCUCUUCGACAAACGCUGGGACCUCAAUCACGGCCCGUCGAACUGGUACCUGUGGCGCAAGUCGUCGACCGACCCUCGGCUGCAGGAGAAGCCCUCUUCAGGCGGCGGACUCGGUCUCGGCAUCGACGGCAGCGUCGGCGGUGGCCGCGAACCCUACCGCGUCGUCGACUACGACCUGCACUACUCUCCCCUCGUCGCCGUCAGCAAGAAGGGCCAGCCGUGGUGUACCGAGCGCUUUGACGACCUCCGCGCUGCGUGCACCUACCAGAUGUACUUGGCUGGCGCAGAGAUGUGGGUCUUGCCCGACGAGUGGGCGUACACGAUCGAGGUCGUCGAGCGCAAGCCCGAGGGCGAGAAGGAGGACCCCGCCGAGAAGCUCAAGACCUCCAUCUCGUCGCGCCUGUACGGCAAGUUCCACCAGGAGGCCUGUAUGCACUACGGCCGCGAGUUUCUCUCGGUCGGCAUGUGGGACUCGGACAAGGCCCAGCACCUGCGCGAAACUUGCGCAAGGACCCUCGGCACCUGGGGCAUGGGCAGCGGCUAG
Molecule: messenger RNA, 2817 nt
Organism: Rhodotorula toruloides NP11
Lineage: Eukaryota; Fungi; Basidiomycota; Microbotryomycetes; Sporidiobolales; Sporidiobolaceae
Product: putative glycosyltransferase family 49 protein
Exons: 6
Coding region: 1-2817 (938 amino acids)
Biological process (GO): protein O-linked glycosylation via mannose
Molecular function (GO): glucuronosyltransferase activity; xylosyltransferase activity
Source: RefSeq, a predicted model, not a curated record